Periophthalmus magnuspinnatus is the source of this 814-nucleotide messenger RNA. RefSeq names its product 3-oxo-5-alpha-steroid 4-dehydrogenase 2-like. Gene Ontology annotation, molecular function: 3-oxo-5-alpha-steroid 4-dehydrogenase activity. The record is from RefSeq and is a predicted model, not a curated record. NCBI's taxonomy places the organism in Eukaryota, Metazoa, Chordata, Actinopteri, Gobiiformes, Gobiidae. The coding region runs from base 1 to 774 and encodes 257 amino acids. Gene Ontology annotation, biological process: steroid biosynthetic process. The transcript is spliced from 5 exons. Gene Ontology annotation, cellular component: membrane.
AUGGAGUGCGCACAUAGCCUCGUCCACAGGCUGAGCGCGCUCCUGCUGCUCGGGGGCGUGCUCAUUUUCUUAAGGCAGUUGCGUCGGGGACCCGUGCGCUACGGUCGUUACGCGUGCUCCAAAUACACUAUACCUGCGCGCUGGGCCUGGUUUCUGCAGGAGCUGCCUGCCUUCCUCGUGCCCGUGCUGCUGGCGUGCACUACUGACGGGAGCACGCACGGCAGGAGGCUGCUACUUUGUACGUUCACGCUGCACUACUUCCACAGGGCGAUUGUGUACCCACUGCUGAUACGAGGACGUCCCAUUCCUGCAUUUAUCGUCGUCUCUUCUGAACUUUUCUGUUUUUUCAACGGCAUCCUGCAGAGCCAUACCCUUCUGCACUGCUCCGCCCCAGAUCUAGACCAAGAUCUGAACCAGCACCAGCACUGGGUCUACAGCCUGAGGACCGGAGCAGGUCUGUGUCUCUUUGCCUUGGGAAUGAUCUUGAACAUUCACAGCGACCACAUCCUGAGGAAUCUGAGGAGAUCGGGAGAGACGGUCUACAAGAUCCCCCGAGGGGGUCUCUUUGAGCUGGUCUCGGGGGCUAACUUUCUGGCUGAGAUCCUGGAGUGGUUUGGAUUUGCUGUGGUUGUUUGGAAUCUUCCUGGAUUCAGCUUCUUCUUCUUCACGGUCUGCUCCAUCGGACCCCGCGCCAUUGGACACCACAGAUUUUACCUGGAGAAGUUUCCGGAUUAUCCCCGAAACAGAAAAGCCCUGAUCCCGUUCAUUCUGUGAUGUCAAAAAUCUAUUCUGAUACCACAACGAUAAUUUAAAA